This is a messenger RNA of Hemiscyllium ocellatum (epaulette shark), 5040 nucleotides long. RefSeq names its product tudor domain-containing protein 15-like. Bases 1 to 5040 code for a protein of 1679 amino acids. The transcript has 5 exons. The record is from RefSeq and is a predicted model, not a curated record. Lineage: Eukaryota; Metazoa; Chordata; Chondrichthyes; Orectolobiformes; Hemiscylliidae.
AUGGAAGGUGUCAUCAACAGUGCUAUCAAAAAGUACCUGAUCAGUGACACCCAGCUCCUGGUUUCAUUAAACUUUGCUUCAAACAUGAUCAAAAGAGCUAAAUUACAGAGGGAAGGCCUUAUGUGUUCAACUUUUACUUCGCCUGCUCACUCCUCAGUCCUUGAUCUGAAUAUAACCCGUGUGGAGUGUUAUCCAGAAAAAGUAUUCGUGUGUUUUUGGGGUUGGUACAACAGCAUAUGUGAAUUGGACUAUCAUAUAUUGCAUAAUGAAGUACAGAAUGCAGCAAAAACUAGCACCAACAUUGCAGUUGAUGAGUUGUGUUUUGCAGAGGACCUUUACAAUGGCGGAUGGCACCGAGGAAGGGUAAUAAGAAAGAAUGAAGAAUCAUAUGAAGUAUUUCUCAUAGAUGUUGGGAUGAUGUUGACAGUUGAUUCUCGACAUAUUGCUGCUGCUUCUAAGAAUUUGUUUAAGUUGCCUCCGAAAGUGGUGUGUGGCUUAUUUGCCAAUAUAGUGCCAGUGAAAGGGAGAUGGUCCCCAACAGCAGUCAAAUAUUUUUCAUCAUUGACAAAUUCUCGAAUCACAGGCAGUGUUGAAAAGCUCUUGAAGAACCAAAUUAUUUUGGUGGAAGCCCCAGACAUUAAUAAAAAACUCUUUGAACUUGGUUUAGCAAAAGUUCUUGAUGGCAGUACUUUCAAUUUUCUAAUGGAACUGUCUAAAGAUUCAAUAGAAUUACCUGGGUAUGAGAAUAUGGAACCUCUGUACAUGCAGAAAAGCUGCAGCAAGCCUGUGUUUGAUGAAACUAUUGUAUUAUCUCCAAGUUUCCAACGAAUCCUGGAUGUUUUGAGUCCAAGUUUGCAAACUGGUGUUACAGAGGCAAGUUUGUGCUGUAAAAGGCAAAGAUGGAAGAUGGUACAGGGGAGUUGUAAAGCAACUCUUAACCUCUGGCCAGGUAGAAGUUUGAAGUUGAUGCCAGCUUUUUUUAUGAUGCCUCUGAUGUCAUUUCCUUGUGCAUUAAAUGGCUUAUCAAAUCAAACAAAACCAUGGAUAAGUUUGCAGACUGACAUUUUCAAGGAAUCACUGUUUGAGGAAAUGUUAACUAUUUGCAUUGACACCUAUUCUCCUAAAGAGCAUUUAUACUAUGUUACACUGUACAAGCAGAAAAACAUUAAUAUCCAUCAAGUGAAUGCAAUAACGUCAGAAGUAAAUCCAAAGAUUGAGUGUAGCCCAAAGAAGAAGGUAACUAGGGAUAGUAACGGACAAAUUAGAAAACUUCGAGAAACUAAGGGGUUAGGAACUGGGAAGGAGACAUGUAAGCCAAUGCAACAUUCUGUAAGCUCUGAUGAAAUGAAAAUAAAUGCUUCCUAUGUUGGAUUUGUGGAGUAUGUAAUCAACCCGUCUGACUUUUGGAUUCGAACAUCAGAAUACAAUGAUGAAUUUGAAUGCUUAAUGAUCAAUAUUCGAAACCACUAUAGCAAAGUUGGCAUAAAUGAGAAGCUAAUUCAGAAACCAGAACCUGGUUUGUUUUGUUGCGCUAGGUAUAGCAAAGACCUACAUUUUUACAGAGCAGUUAUUACAGAUGUACUUGAUGACCAACUCAGAGUGUUUUUUGUUGACUUUGGGAAUGCUGAAGUUGUAGAUUUUGAUGCUGUGAAAUCCCUGCCUCCUGAGUACAUGAAUCUGCCUUCUUUGGCAAUGAAUUGUUCUAUUGCUCAUAUUUUUCCUUUCGAGGAAGUGUGGACUAAAGAUGCAACUAACUUCUUUAAGAAAGCUGUAUUCAACAAGAAACUUUUUAUAAACGUGGUUUCAAGGCAGGGCAGCAGAUAUGUCAUAGAUAUUAAAGAUAUGGAGUGCAGUGAGCAGUUGUCUAUUAGCACAGUGAUGCUUGAAGCCGGUUAUGCUGAUUUUUGGAAUGUACAGCCAAACUUUGUAUUGUUUGAACAGAAAUGUCAAUGGAAAUUUCCAAAAUCCAGAACAGGCAAAUCACCUGCAAGUGAGAAAAGGAUAUAUACAGAUAAAAACUCCAAGUUGAAAAGUUCAUGCAGUAUUCCAUUUUCAAAUACCUCAGUGGCUACUACUUUAUCUCCAGCUAUUGAAAUGCAUAAUAACUUUCCACGUGUACACCUUCACCUGCCAGUAUGGAGUAAAGAGUCCAAAAUAGCAUCACCGUAUAGACAACAAGUAUUUAAACUUGGAUCUGUUCUUGAUGUGAGAGUGACUCAUGUAAAUUCUCCAGCAGAAUUUUGGUGUCAACUGCAGAACAACUCAAAUCAGCUUGAAUUGCUUAUGAGGAACAUGCAGCAUUACUACAGUAUUCCAAGGGACCCUUUUCAAUUUGAGCACACUGGUUGUGUUGCAAAGUGCACCAAAGAUGGUCAGUGGUAUAGAGCAUCAGUUAUUCAAGGAAACUUUACAAAUGAAGAGGUUGCAGUAUUGUUUGUUGAUAAUGGUAUCCAGCAAAAAAUAGCUAUCAAAAAUCUUUGUGCUAUUAAUCCAGAAUUUCUUCAUCUAGAAGGACAGGCAUUUAGGUGCACUCUCAACAACAUUAUUCAACCUGUAAGCUGUGGUCCUUCUGUUUUGGAUCAUGCUUCUUGUAACAAAUUUAAACAAUUCAUUGGCAAUUGUUUAAUUUCUGGUGAGAGUCUCAAAUGCACAAUAUUGGCAAUGGCCCUGAUGAAUGGAAAGGGCCUGUGUAAUGUGGUAGACCUUCAUACACCACUUAUUAAUGUAUGCCAGUUACUUUUGGAGGCUCGACUACCUACUUGCAUGAAAUCACCAUCUUUGUUUAGUCCCUCAGUUCAAUUAUACACACCGUAUUACAGUGCCCAUGAUAUAAAAAUUGGAAGUGAAGAGAAGGUGUAUGUAACCUAUGUGUCGAGUCUGUCAAAAUUCUAUUGCCAAUUGGACAAAAAUACCGUAGUUAUAGAUACACUUAAGACUGAGGUGGAUAUUGUUAGUAAACAAAUGCAAGGACAAAAAUUAGACUUGGAUAGGACCAGUAUAUGCUUAGCUAAAUAUUUUGAAGAUGGUCAGUGGUAUCGUGCUGUAGCCCGUACUCUCCAGUCACCUGAACAUUUUCAAGUGUUUUUUAUAGAUUAUGGCAAUACUGAGAUAGUUGAUAAAAAUGACGUUGUUCCAAUUCCUGAAGAUGCAAGGAAUUUGAUUUUUAUACCAAUGCAAGCAGUUAAAUGCUGUUUGUCCCUUUGUACUCGGGAACUGUCUGAUGAAACUGUUGUCUUGUUUAAACAAACUGUAUUUGGAAAACCACUAACAGCAUUUGUGGUAGCAAAAAGGUCUGAUGGUCAAUUAAUUCUUGAGCUUUAUGAUGGAAGUUUAAACAUUAGUGCACAAAUAACAGGUCAAUGCAUACCAUGUCAGUCUGGAAGAGGGAAACUGAGCCUUGAUGAAACAAAAUGGCAAAGUGACAAUUCUUUUCAACCAGCCAAAGUAGUUCCUUCCGCAGAACAACUGAUGAAGAGGCAACCUGAUUACUUAGUGCACUUAAUUAAUGAAACAAACAGACUGAUCCUUUCCUUUUUGAAGGCAGAACUACAUUAUGUUGGAUGUAAAAAUAAAGUCCAGAACUGCAGCCUUGGAAAGGAAAAUGUGCAAUGUAUGGUUGGAAGACGUUUCAAAAAUAAAAAGAAUUGCCAAAAUGAAAUUAUCCCCAAGUUUGCUGCACAGCGUACAAAGAGGAAAAUACCAUGCAAGAUAACGAAUUUGGGUGAAACAGACCAUGCAGCCAAGGCUACAUUCCAUCAAGGGAAGAUUAAGAUGGCAGCUCAUCAUGUGAUUACCUCUAAGAAAACGUUGCCAUUGACGAAAUGUUGUCACCUUGUACAAAACAGUCCUGCAGCUCAAAAUGAGAUGAUUUUAUUGCAGUGGCCUAAACUACAAAAGGAUAGCAUCAUCAAACAUGUCAUUGUGUAUCAACAGAAUGCCAAUGUAAAAGUUAAACAUCCGUUAACUGAAUAUAUAAUAACCCCUGUGAUUCUGUUAACUGGCCAGGAAGUUAUUAAAUUGCUAAGAAAAUUGGAUUCUAGAUUUGUAGAGGUUGAGAUUAACCAAGUUACUGUUACUCGAAACAUUUCAGUAAAAGAAAUUGUUCACAAAAAUGAUUUAAUUCGUAUUUCAGAAUAUUUUUCACCUAGUUUUGAUGGAUGGGUAAAAGAAGUUAGUUUUGCAGAAAUGGAAAACAGGAUGGCAAACAAACAGUGUUUGAUGUCACCAGAAACUUUGCUUCCUGUUGAGAAGAGUGCAUUAAGCUCACCGUUGAACCCAAUUUUGUGUGGCUGUAUCCAGACUAGAAUAGAAUAUACUGGCUUUGCUACUUCUGUGAUUGACCCUUCAGAAUUCUACAUUCAGCUUGAAGAUACAUUAGAAAUGAUGGAAACUCUCUCAUCACUGUUGGCUCAAUUGUCGGAGAAUUAUCAGGCUUUACCUCGAGAUAUAUUGAAGCCUGGUGUAACUUGCUUAAUCAAGUCUGCCACAGAUGAGCAGUGGUCUCGGGUAGAAAUAUAUGAAGUCUCUCAGCAGUUUGUUAUUGUUAGAGCUGUUGAUUAUGGACAUUAUAUUUUUGUACCAUCUUCAGAUUUGAGCAGACUGAGGGAACUUCCUGUAGAGCUUGCAGAAGUACCACGCUUGACUAAUCCCUGCAGUCUAAGUAAUGUUGUGCCUUCAGUUGGGCAUAACUGGACAGAUGAAGCUAUAAUUUUCUUUCAAAACUCCUUAAACGAGCAAACUUUGACCAUAUUUUUUAAACAGUGUAUAUCUGUGUUACUUUGGGAAGUAGAUCUUGUCAUAAACAACAAAAAUGUUGCAGAAGAUUUGGUUUCUGCAGGACAUGCAGCUUUUCUGAAAGGAAUUGAGAAAUCCUCAAUUAAAGACUCUGUUAGUUCUGCAGAGGACAUUCAAGUACUGACUGAACCUGUUUUAGAGCAACAAUUUGAGAAAAAUGAGUUUUCGGAUGUUUUACUUAAUGAAGAUACCAUUGAGAAAUUUGAAUCCACUUAUUCAAAAGGAUGUAUGAAUGCAACUUUCUAA